Messenger RNA from Aspergillus tubingensis, 1575 nucleotides. Its product is annotated as galactokinase galE. Gene Ontology annotation, cellular component: cytosol; cytoplasm. Gene Ontology annotation, molecular function: galactokinase activity; ATP binding. Bases 1 to 1575 code for a protein of 524 amino acids. The transcript is spliced from 3 exons. Lineage: Eukaryota; Fungi; Ascomycota; Eurotiomycetes; Eurotiales; Aspergillaceae. The record is from RefSeq and is a predicted model, not a curated record. Gene Ontology annotation, biological process: carbohydrate phosphorylation; galactose metabolic process.
AUGGCAACCCCGCAGGAACUCGUCCCCCAGACAGAGUCCAUCGCUGAGGUCUACGCAACUGACGAUGCCUCCGUCACUUCAGUUGCGCCUCACCAUCAGUCUCGGUUUAACAACCUGGUCUCCCAGUUCACCAAGGUUUACAGCCAUCGUCCCGAUUUCGUGGCCCGCAGUCCCGGUCGCGUGAACAUCAUUGGUGAGCACAUCGACUACAACCUUUAUGAUGUCCUCCCUACAGCAGUAAGCGUGGACGUGAUCAUUGCUGUAAAGGUCGUCCCUGCGACUGGCUCCGACUCUGUUGUAAAGAUUGCCAAUGUCAACCCGGAGAAGUUCCCUACCCGCGAGUUUGUCGUGCCUCGUGACACGGACAUUGAAAUCGACCCUAAGAAGCAUGAGUGGGUUAACUACUUCAAGGCGGGACUCCUGGGCGCCCUGAAGUUUUUGCGCAAGCAGAAUGCAGAUGGCUCCUUUGUGCCUGCUAGUAUGGAGGUUCUCCUGGACGGUAAUGUACCUCCGGGUGGUGGUAUCUCUAGCAGUGCGGCUUUCGUAUGCGCCAGUGCCUUGGCUGUCAUGAAGGCCAACAACCAUGAUGUCUCGAAGCAGGAUCUUCUUGAUUUGGCAGUAGUGUCUGAGCGUGCAGUUGGCGUCUACUCCGGAGGCAUGGACCAAGCCGCCUCCAUCUUCUCUCGCCGAGGAUACCUCCUGUACACCCAAUUCUUCCCUAACUUCUCCGUUCAGCACGUUCCCAUUCCAAAGGCCGAUGAGGAAAUCACUUUCCUUAUGGCCCAGAGCUUCGUCACCUCCAACAAGGCCGAGACCGCUCCCCGUCACUACAACCUCCGUGUCGCUGAGUGCACGCUCGCCGCCGUGGUCCUGGCUGCCCGGAACGGCUUGACCCUCCCCAAGGACAACAGCUCUCUCGGCUUCAGUCUCCGUAACUUCCACAACGAGUUGAUGCGCAAAGAGGGCCGUCUCGGCGACCCCCUGGAGUACCAGAUUGACUCCGUCAUCCAGAGCACUCUGGAGCUUCUGACGCAAGAGGAAGGAUACACUCGCGAGGAGAUCGCCAAGCUUCUCGGCAUCACUGUCCCCGAACUCGAAGCCAAGUACCUUUCUUCUUUCCCCGUUCAAGCAGAGCGUUUCCUCCUUCGUCAACGCGCCCUGCACUGCUUCACCGAGGCCCGCCGAGUCUUGGACUUCAAGGCAUGCCUCGCGAAGGCGAGCACCCUCGAUGAAAGACGCAUCCAGUACCUGGGUCAGCUCUUGAACGAGUCCCAGGCUUCUUGCCGCACCCAGUACGACUGCAGUGCACCGGAGGUGGAUGAGAUCUGCGAUAUCGCUCGUCGGGCGGGAACCCUGGGUAGCAGACUGACCGGUGCCGGAUGGGGUGGUUGCACCGUCCACAUGCUGCCCCAGUCCAAGGUCGAAGCUGUUACCAAGGCCUUGAAGGAGGAAUACUACCUGAAGCACUUCCCUGAUAUCAGCGAGGAGAAAUUGGCUGAAGCCAUGGUCAUUAGCAAGCCGUCUAACGGAUCGUUCAUGGUCACGGGCGCAGCUAUUGCCCAGGUUGAAGUUUAG